UACUAACUUAGAAGCACAAACAAAAAACAAACCAAGGAUGAAUAGUUGAUGGAAUUCGUUUCAUUGUGUGAUGAACAAAUAUGAGUAAUUAUUAUCUUUAUACUAACAAAGACGCCUACAAUUCAAAAUUCCGACUUUCUUCAAAUUCGCGGCCUAUAUUGAGGGGGAGAUGGAGAUGGAUGAGAUGAAAGGAUACGCGGGCAGGAGGAGAGGAGACAAAUGGUCUUAUUAUGCAACCAGACAGCAGCAGCAUAUCUUAUUAAUCUUACCGAAACAAUCAAACGCUGCAAAUCCAUUAAACAAAUCUAUGAAGCUCAUGCCCACAUCAUCCUUACCGGCCUACUCUAUCUCCACCCCUCUUCCUCCACGCUCCUCGCCACCACCCUCCUCCACUCCUUCACCUCCCUCCUCUCCCAACCCCCACCGCCAUCCGCCGCCUCACUCCGGUACUCCGUCGCAGUUUUCGAUGGCAUCCAGAACCCUUCGACUUUCUGCUACAACACUAUCAUUCGCGCCCACACCCUUCUCUCCUUCCCAUCCGACGCCAUUCUUUUCUUCUCCCGGAUGCGCCGCCUCUCUAUCCCGCUGGACGCCCACACUUUUCCGUUCGCGCUCAAAGCUUGCGACCGGCUCCAGUCGGCUUCACUCUCUCGCACUCUUCAUUGCCAGUGUUUCAAGUUCGGGUUCGCAGCUGAUAUUUUCGUCGUGAACUGCCUCAUUCGCGUGUAUUCGUCUACGAGUCAGAUUUAUGAUGCGUGCCAGGUGUUUGAGGAAAGUUCUUACAGGGAUGUUGUCUCGUUCAAUGCAUUGGUGGAUGGGUUUGUCAAGGCUGGCGAGACAGGGCGUGCACGCCAACUAUUCGAACAAAUGCCCGUCAGAGAUGCAGUGUCAUGGGGUACAAUUAUAGCCGGUUACGCAAAGACGAACCAGUUUAAGGAGGCCAUUGAACUGUUUGAUCAGAUGAUUGGUCUGGGGGUUUGCCCUGAUAAUGUUGCAUUGGUCUCGGCUCUCUCAGCCUGUGCACAGCUGGGAGAAGUAGAAAGAGGAAAGGCUAUACAUUGCUACAUUGAACGAAGGGGAAUCCGGAUAAAUGCGUUCUUGUGUACCGGCUUGGUGGAUUUGUACGCAAAAUGCGGGUGCAUUGAAACAGCCAGGGAAAUCUUCGAGUCGAGCCCAAGGAAAGCCUUGUUUACAUGGAAUGCUAUGCUUGCUGGCCUUGCAAUGCACGGCCACGGCCAGUUAGUGCUUGAUCACUUCUCAAGACUAUUGAAAUCCGAUGUUCGGCCAGAUGGAUUGACUCUCUUGGCUGUGCUGGUGGGAUGCAGCCACUCGGGGCUCAUCAAAGAAGCUAGGCAGAUAUUCGAAGAGAUGGAAGGAAUCUAUGGCGUUCCUCGAGAGAUGAAGCACUAUGGAUGCAUGGCUGAUCUGCUGGGGCGAGCGGGUUUGGUCAGAGAAGCUGUGGAGAUGAUAGAGGGGAUGCCGAUGGCAGGCGAUGUGUUUGUUUGGGGCGGGUUGCUUGGAGGGUGCAGGAUUCAUGGGAAUGUUGAAAUGGGGAAGAAAGCAGCUGAGCACGUAAUGGAGAUAAAGCCUGAAGAUGAUGGUGCCUAUUCAAUGUUGGCAAGCAUUUAUGCCAAUGCAGAGCGAUGGGAAGACUUAGCAAAGAUAAGGGGAUUGAGGGAUUCUACCAAGGUGAAGAAGAAUGCUGGUUGUAGCUUGAUUCAAUUGGAUGGUCUUGCACACGAGUUUGUUGCUGGGGAUAGCCUGCAUCCUCAAACUGAUGAAAUAUAUUUGGCUUUAAACAGUAUUGGGAAACACCAAAUUGAAGCACUUUAGGAUAUUGAGCAUACAAAUUUCUCUGUUAAUACACAAUUGUUGUAAGGUUUAAGAUGGUUUGAUCAUGAGAAGGCCAAAGAAACUCUUUGUGAGACAAAUAAAUGAAAUAAAAUAAGUAUCUAGUAAAAGAAAUAAAGACAGAUUUAAAAAAAAAAAAAAAAAGUUUGGUAAGAAACAACACUAGUAAGAAAUGAGACAUAAUGACCUAACAAAGAGAUACAAUGAUAGAUAGAAAUGAGUAAUAAAUUGGAAUUUAUGGAACCGACUUUAUAUAAUAAGAUAAAAACUUUAUAUGUUGU
This is a messenger RNA of Diospyros lotus (date-plum), 2132 nucleotides long. RefSeq names its product pentatricopeptide repeat-containing protein At5g61800. The coding region runs from base 220 to 1833 and encodes 537 amino acids. The record is from RefSeq and is a predicted model, not a curated record. Lineage: Eukaryota; Viridiplantae; Streptophyta; Magnoliopsida; Ericales; Ebenaceae. Gene Ontology annotation, biological process: RNA modification. Gene Ontology annotation, molecular function: RNA binding; protein binding. The transcript has a single exon.